CACCACAAUCAGUUGUUAAUGUUAGCAUGGCUUCCUGCUAGCUGUAAUGUUUCCUUUUAUCUUCAGCUACAAAUGUUAAAUCAUGAGCAGAAGACACUUUGCUUCUUCUUGUGGUGCAUAACUGUCAAAAUUUCUUCUUUUCCUCCUCGUCCAGCUGUCUGUCUUCCUCACCUCAGGGUCACAGCUUCUACUGUGGCCCCCCAAAACAGCGCCACAAAUACUUUGACCUUUACAGCACCAGAAAUGAGUAACUUUUCAACAGCUCAGCCAAUCAAUAACCAAUCAACUGCUACAUCAGCAACACAGAUGACGGCAACAAUGUCAAAUGUGUUGUCUUCAACUGGGGAGGUGGCAUCUACCUCAACGAGCGAAGAUGAAACCAGGGGUGCUUCAGUGCCAAAUGAAACUCAAGUCAAUGGAGCAACAUCAACGUCAGGUGAAGAACUGAAUCCCAGGUCAACCCAGAAAAGUGAAAAUCAAACUUUGAUCACCACAACAGAAAUUAGCACCACUUCUCAAGGUGGCCAUAUGACUGGAACCAAAAAAUCUGUUCAAACCAGUUCAUCACUUGACAUGUCCACAAGACCAGAGUCAGACCUACUAGAGGCAAACCAGGACAUUCCUCCAAUACUCAGUGAUGGAAAUCUAUCUUUUAUGGGCACUUUUACACUAGUGCUCAAUAUUUCAGGAAUGACGAACUCUUCAGCAGAAACACAAAUUCCCUUUGACUCAACACAAAGGCCGUCAACGUCAAUCUUACCUCAGUCAAGCCAACAAUUGACAACGCAAGAGUCUGGCUCACCUUUACCAAAUUCAACUGUGAUGGAAACAGUGGUAUCUCCUUUAACGUCAGCUCAAGAAAUGCGCACAUUAUUAACACUGGAAAGUACACACACUGGAGACUUACCCACAAACAUAUCUGUGAAUGCAACCACACCCAAGUCCUCACUCAUCACAGAUCACUCAACAACAACCAACAUUGCAGAUACCUUACAAACUGAUGCUUUAUCAGUAAGCACAUCGCAAGAAAUAACAAAAACACAGCCAAAGUUAACCUCCAAAAGAUCCAGUGAUGUAUCUUCAAACACAAACUAUUCAUCUCUUGAUGGUUCAACUGCGAUGACUUCACUGGGUGUACCAAUUGCAGGAGUCACAGAGAUGACCACCACUCCAAAGGUAGAAACAACUACAGCUAACCUUCAAACAAUGUCUACCACAAAUCUCAAAACAUCACGACCAACAAGUUCCCCAGAGCAAAAGACAUCAUUGUCCUUAGCAACAAACAGCCAAUCAGUCUCACAAAACAUGCCUUCUGGUGCAGUUGGAAUCAAUGCCACUCAAGGGCAAAAUUCAGGGUACAUUCAAACCACGAAGCAAACUACAGACUUUUUCCCAACACAGCUUUCACCAUUUGCAGCUUCAGACUCCACUCCUGAAAUUACAAAAACUAUUUUAUCCACAACUGAUUUAAUCUCAUCUCCAAAGCAAGGCACUCCCUUCAAAACAACUGUAACUUCAAUAUCAUCAACUACAACAGCAACAGAGACUACAUCCCCCGAACCUGAGCCUGACAACCUGACAACUGUGGGCUCAAAAUCCCAGACAACGCAAACAACACUGACUGUAGAAAAACCUGUUAUCACAUCACCUGAACAGCAACAGAUCAUGGUAUCUACCACAACUUCACCACAAUCAAGUAACACAACUCCAACACGCCCUACAGCUAAAACAAAAGAAACCGGUUUGCCAAACUUGCCAAACAAUGUGACUUUAGACUCUAAAUCUACAGCAACAGCUGCAGCUAAAGAGUUCAUGUCAACGACCAAACAACAUGUAGUCUCUUCAAUUAAUGACCCAGACCCAACAUCAACCACAACUCUAGCUAUAACUCUCCCUGGAACAUCAACACAGACAAAAGCAUUGUUAACAGUAUCCACAGCCAUACAAAUGCAAUCAACUCCACGGCCAACUUCAACAUCUGCUACAUCAGCAUUGACUACUUCAUCCAUGCAUACACCAGCAUCUGUAACCACAGCGCCAACAACAGCAAGUCACAACUUGACAACAACAAGAUUUCACAGUGAAAUACAAGUCACAAGUAAAGUGUCAACAGGACCCAAUACAUCCACAACCAAAGUAGAAACACAAACAUUAAUUUCUCCAAUUCAGGAAACAAACAACAAUAACCCUCUUUCAUCAGAAUCAGUGACUUCACCAACAACAACUACACCAUCCGCUGGUAAAACAACAACAGCACCAAAAACCAGUAAGAUCACAACUGUAGACACAGCUGCACUGCAAAAGUCAACAUCUACCCCAGAACAAUCUUCAACAGCUCAUUUAUCAACAACACAAACAACAUCAGUAGAAAACAAGUUGUCUGAAAUUAUUACUAAUACAUUAGCUGAAUUGCUAUCUAGUGUAAAACAACCUAUAACAGCAUCUAUUAAUGUAACACCUGUGCCAUCAGACAGUGCGACACCUACUAAGUCCACAACUUUUUCAAAAAGUAGUGAAUCAGCCUCACCAGUUUCUACCACAACAAUGACAAAAAAACACACAACACCAACACAUAUCACACCAACUCUUACGUCAUCCAUAACGACACAACCACAAAACAUUCCUGAUCAAACAACAGGAAGAUCAACAAAAGAUGCAGGAGCAGCAACACAAACCUUACAAAACACUCCAUUGGUGGAAUCAGCUACAUCACAAACAUCAUUAACAGAAAGUCCCACACCAUCUGUCUCAAAACCAGUUCAUAGCACGAUAUCGACACACAGUGGACCACUGGCAACAUCAUUGCAGGCUAAACCAUCAACAACAUUUACAACACUAACCACAGAAUCUGUCAAGACUAAGUCCACAACUACACCAGUGAAAAAUAUUCCACUCACGGCAAAAGCACCAUCAACGCCAACACAAGCAAUGUUAUUGGUGACCACGACAACCCAAACCCAGUCUAGUCCAGCCACAUUAAAACUGAUAUCAACAAAAAUGACUAUAUCUGCAGAAACCUUGCUUAAAAACUCUCUUGGUACACCAAUGGAAAGACAAACUACCAUCCAAACUCCACAAUCAACAGCACAGAAACUCACCAGCAUACCAUCUGGAGGAGAGUCAACGAGUCUUUUGACACAGGUCCCAAAAUCCAUCACAGUAUCAUCCAAAAUGAUACAUAAUCAACUCAAUGCUUCUGCAACUGUUAAACCAACCCAGUAUAGCACAUUAGCAACAAAUCAGCAGCAAUCAACAAAGCAACAUCUCUCUGCAUCUUCUCUAACAGGAGAGGCACCGAGGGGAGAAUCAACAAAUACCCAAUUACCAACAUCCUAUUUUCCUACAUCAUCACAAACAGAUGUAACCACGACAGAGGCAGUAGCACCCAUCACUCAGUCAACUGGAUUAGACUCUGAGACUUCAGAGGCAGCAGAGUUGACUACAACCCCAUUUCAAGUAACUUCAAAACAAAGUACUCCGUUUGUUACAAUACUGCAUCAAACAACAACAGCAGAGCACAUGACAGUUUUGACAACAAAAUCACCACAAAGUACAGCUUAUGUUAGAACAGAAUCACUCUCAUCGGCACCAUCAACAGUUUCAAUAACUGCAGCAGACACAACAACAGUUUACAGUACACCACCAAACCACAGUGAUUCAAUGACUAAAUUAACACAAACAACAACAUCUGUGGCAACAGCAUACAAAACACAAACUGGAGGAUUAAUGGAAACAGUGCCCACAAUGCCACAAACUAAGUUAAUGCCAGGUGCCACAGACUCAUUGAAUUCACCAACACAAACCACCCUUUCCUUGGUUUCAGUACAACAAGAACGUUCAACUUCAAAAGCAGAACUGAAAACGACAGAGGAGACUGCACGUUCUCUUACAACCAAAUCAACAACUUUGCAAAUGCUGACAACAAUAUCGACCCAGAGAACACAAUCUGUCCCAACACUGCAAAAAACUACUGCUAUCACAAUAGCAAUGUCAAGCACGGAGGUUCCGACACCACCAAACCCACCAAUCAAACAACCAGCAACAACAUCAUCACAAGAUACACCCUCUGUUCCAACACAGCUACAAACCAAUGAUAUCGAAGCCAAAGGAGAAUCAGGAACAUCUACAUCUGAAAAUAAACCAUCUGUCUCAUCACAGCAGCAAACUACAGUUUUUCAAACAACACCUAUUGUGACAGCAGCAACAAAGCAAUCUUUCCAAGCAGCAAGUGAAUCAUCGAUGGCAUCAACACAAAAUAAACCACCUGUCACAAUUCUUCAACACAAUAUGGAUGAGCAAUCAACAGUACAAGAAACAAUGUUACCAACACAAUCUAUGGAUUUAGCAGCAACAACAAUAUCAAACACACAAUCUGUAUCAAAAUUGCAACAAACCCCUAACAUUGAGGCAACAGUCAGAGGAACACAGUCUAUUUCAGAAUCAGCAACAUCAUCAACGUUAAAUACACCAUUGUUUACAACCAAGCAACAAACUACAGAUUUGGAAACAGCAGUGGGAGGAGCAAUCAUUCUACCACAAUCUUCUGCAACAUCAGAUUCAGCAACAACAUCAACAAAAAAUACAUUUGCUGUAUCAACACUCUCAGUGACAGAAACUGUUACAAGAUCAACGCAAAAGACACCAAUCGUCACAACACAGCAACAAAUCAUAGAUACUAAGUCAACUACGAGGGGAACAGUUGAACCAACCUUGUCCAUAUCAUCAAUUACAGAAUUAGCAACAGCAAAUACACAAAAAACAUUAUUCAUGUCAGAUUUAACAACACCUGCCUCAGCUUCAUCAACAACAGAAAUGCCAACGGCCUCAAAACCACAUCCUGCAACAGUUCAGAGUUUGACACCAACGAUCAGUGGAUCAGUUACUACACUGUCAGGAGAAGCAUCAACAACACAAGUCAGAGGAUCUCUGGAACCAAAUCCCACAGCAGCACUAACAGAGCCACCUGUACCUACUGUGGAAUCACAAAGAACAUCAUCCUCAACUAUUAUCACACCAGGAACAACUCUGGCACCAACAAUGACACCAGCCCUGAAACAAACUGCAACAUCUUUACGAACAGAUCCAAACACAUCUACGCAUCAAAGUUUGCCUUCUAAAGCAACUUCAGAGAACAGGGCCCUCCAUUCAACAGCAACACUUGUAUCUGCACCAGAGCAAUCUACAACACCUAGAGAGAUGACUAAGCAGCCAACGGCAGCAUCCUCAAACUCAGCAUUUUCCGGAACCACUACCACUACAUUAGUAAAUGGCCUUGCAGGAACUUUGCCAACAUCUACUGGAGCUAAAACUAGUGGGCAAUCAUUAGUAUUUUCCAAAGUAUCAACAUUGACAUUUGAGAAUGCACAUUCAUCUACAACACCACCACAGACCAGCAAGACCACAGAAGUGGAAACAACCACCACACCUGUAUCAACUGGUAUGCCAACUACUCCAAGACCAGAAUCUAUUACUGAUGAAGAAAACAGCUCUUUCACAGAUAUGCUAACAGACAAGUCAUCUCCUGCCCCAUCAACUGCACCAUUCAGCUCCUCAGCACCACCUGGAUUUACUCUCAAGACCACAUCACCUUACUCCUCAAAUUCUACCACUCCACCUGUGACAGGGAAGGCAAAAAGUGUGACAGAUUCAAGUUCUCUACCACCUCCUUUUUCCAAGAGUACAUCAACCACAAAUUCUGCCAAAGCCAACACAACACAGGACCAGUUUGAUGUGACAUCUGUUUCCUUGCUUCGAGGAAAAACUGUCUUUUUCCAACACAGUCCAAAAACUGUGACUGUUAGGCCUAUUUCCUUUGAUUACCCAAUUGUGAUGCGGACUACAUUUAUUUUUUCAGAUGGCUUCAAUGCAGAGCAGUCAAACGAGGACAUACCAUGAGGUACAUACAAAGUAGUUGAGAAAUAGUUCGGUAACAUAUGAAACACCCUGAUUCCCCUGUAUAAGUUUGACAAGCUAGGCCCUACUCUUACAGGUGUUUAUUCCUGCCUGUCUCACACAGAGGCUGGGUGUGGUCACCAGUUUCAUUUCAUUAAAUUACUUGGCAAGCUAAGUAGGGCAUCUUCAAAGUACCUUGUUAGCCUACGACAUACUGUGGCUCACCCCACCCUAGUCAACAUAUUGAACGCUGACUAAGUCAGAAACGCUGUCUUGCAUCUUUUUAGCCCCAUGGCUACUGGCUACACCCAAGUACUGCACUCUCUGUCAUAACAUUCUUUAUUCAUCAUUCUCUGUGUCCCUAAAAGAGGAAAAAAGAGAAAAAAGAUCAACCUUAUCUUUUUUCAGGCAUCAUUCUGUUGCCUCUCUUGACUAGCAGCUCUCGCUAGACCUACCCGUAGCCCAAAAUGUACUUACUCUUGAUAGUCCAAUGUUUUUGUGGUAGAUGUGUAAACACUACCCUGGUGUUCUGAGUUUAAGAUUACAACCAAAGUUAUACGUGGAACAAGUGGGCAAUCUGUUUAUUAAAAAAAAUGUAAAUCAAAGAGAGUGGAAGCAGGGAAAACAUCAAAAAUACAAACCCUUCCAGUGUCUUGGUUUUGAAAACAAAAGGAUGUGGUGAGAUGCAACUCAGGAUCUUGACUUUUAAAUCUAUCAUUCGAAUAAAUGUUGCACUGAUACACCAUUCUCAUUUAUAAAGUGUUACUGUUACACAUUACCAUAUAUGCAGAAGUGCAUGUAAAAAAGGCCAAUAAUUUUUAACUAUGUGCGUAAUUUUUCUUUUUAAUUAUAUUUUUGGGCCUUUCUGUGUAUUUAGGAAAGAACAGGAAAGUAGGUAGCUCAGGAAAUAGUAAACAAGUAGUUUGAAAAGUAAGAUAUGGUUAUAUAAAGUUAUGUAAAGAAUAAAAAAUGCUUUUUCUGGCAGCCUUAAGGGAGAUCAGUGAGUCACAGUAACACUGCAAUAAUGCUGUAGAUACAAAUUCUGCUCUGUUUAUUAAAUAUCUAAAUACCUUUUUAUCUUGCUUUCCUCAAUCUUAUUCUUUUACUGUUGGGACAUUUACACUUGGUUUUGACACUUACCUCGACAGCCAGGCUCAUUCCAGGAUCAUUUUGAUGACU
Molecule: messenger RNA, 7071 nt
Organism: Xyrichtys novacula (pearly razorfish)
Lineage: Eukaryota; Metazoa; Chordata; Actinopteri; Labriformes; Labridae
Source: the annotation of a GenBank genome assembly